UUCACGCCGCCUCUAAACCCAAAGUCACAACAAACGCUGUUUCCUAAUGGGAAUACGUGUUCUUUUUUGUUACGCUUACAUAUCAAUUUGUCUUUAUUGUUUAAAUUUGCGAUACUGAUAUAAAUAUGAGUCAGCGGCAGGUUUUGCAAGUGUUUGAGCAGUACCAGAAGGCAAGAACACAAUUUGUGCAAACUGUAGCAGAUCUGGCAACAAGGCCACAGAAUAUCGAAACACUUCAACAUGCUGGUGUAAUGUCCCUUUUGAGGCCUCUCCUCUUGGAUGCGGUCCCAACUAUUCAGCAGACAGCAGCUCUGGCUCUCGGAAGGCUUGCCAACUAUAACGAUGACCUGGCUGAGGCUGUAGUAAAAGGAGACAUUCUUCCACAGCUUGUGUACUCCCUGGCUGAGCAAAACCGAUUCUACAAGAAAGCUGCUGCUUUCGUCCUUCGCGCUGUUGCUAAGCACUCCCCCGAGCUGGCCCAGGCAGUGGUGGACUGUGGAGCACUGGACGCUCUUGUCAUUUCCCUGGAGGAGUUUGACCCUGGGGUCAAAGAGGCUGCUGCAUGGGCACUGGGUUACAUUGCCAGACACAAUGAACAGCUGGCUCAGGCAGUGGUAGAUGCUGGAGUUGCGCCUCUACUCGUGUUAUGUAUUCAGGAGCCUGAAAUCGCCCUAAAGAGGGUUGCCGCCUCUUCUUUGAGUGACAUAGCCAAGCACUCUCCUGAGCUGGCUCAUACAGUGGUAGAGACAGGAGCCAUCGCUCACUUAGCACAGAUGAUUUUAAACCCUGAUUCCAAACUGAAGAGACAGGUUUUCUCAGCUCUCGGCCAAAUUGCCAAGCAUUCUGUAGACCUAGCAGAGAUGGUGGUGGAGGCCGAGAUAUUUCCCGCUGCACUGGCUUCCCUCAAGGACCCAGAUGAAUAUGUUCGAAAGAAUGUCACCACUCUUAUUCGAGAAAUCACCAAACACAGCCCUGAGCUGGCCCAGAUAAUAGUGCAUGUGGGGGGCGUAGCAGCUGUGAUUGACUACCUUGGGGAAUCCAAAGGGAAUGUACGCCUCCCGGGGAUCAUGAUGUUGGGCUAUGUGGCUGCACAUUCAGAGAAUUUAGCCAUGGCUGUGAUUGUAUCUAAGGGAGUGCCACAGUUGGCAAUCUGCCUGGAGGAAGAACGGGAAGAUCAUAUCAAGGCAGCCACGGCCUGGGCGUUUGGCCAGAUCGGUCGCCACACACCUGAGCAUGCACGAGCUGUUGCCGUGGCCAAUGUGUUCCCCAAACUCCUGCAUUUGUAUUUGAACACUCAAAACUCUGAAGACCUGCAGGUCAAGGCCAAGAAGGCCUUGAAGAGCAUCCUUCAAAAGUGCACUUAUCUGCCGGCACUAGAGCCUCUUCUCUAUGAAGCUCCCAGCAACAUUCUUAAACAUGUCAUAUGUCAAUUCAGCAAGGUUCUUCCUCAUGACAGUAAGGCACGACGCUUGUUUGUUACCAGUGGGGGUCUGAAGAAAGUACAGGAGAUCAAAGCAGAACCCGGUUCUGCAAUUCAGGAAUAUAUCGAUGCAAUUAACAGCUGCUACCCCGAGGAGAUUGUCAGGUUCAUGCAUAUGAGUACUAUUCCCCUGGUUACUCCGAGGCUUUGCUGGAAAGGAUUGACAACUAUCAACCAGUUUGAUCCUGUGCAACCUUUUUUAAAUGAGAACACUUAUUGGAGCACUAAUCAUAUCUGCAAAAUCUAUUAUAUUAAAGGUGUAAUAUUAAAAUGAAUGCAUCAUCAUCAUCUUGUACAGUCUAAAUAAUUCAAUUUUGUUUAUUUAGUUGAUGUCUCAAAAGCAGCAUAAUUCAAAUAUCUGCUGAAAUCUGAUUCAUUUUUAUUUAUUCAUUAUUAUUAUUAUUUAAGAGCUACUAUAUAACAGACACUUUUUUUGAUGCAUAUAAAAUGUAUCAGUCUAUCUUGCUGUAAUAAAAGCAUAAGCCUACACUGUUAAAUUAAUGAUUUGGUAUUAACCUGCUGCCUCAGGUUUACCUGGUUUCUUGGCUUUCAAAAGCACUUGUUGCUAGUAAAUUGAGCCAUCCCAUUUAAGAGGGUUAUGAUUAUAAAGACAUCGUGUCUGGCUUGGUCUUGCGUUUAUUGUAGCAUUUGCUGCCGGACAUUUUGAAAAAGGUUUAAUCCUUAUAUACUGAUAUAAUCCAAAGGACCGCCUGAAGAGUAGGCUAUACGAUAACAGGCCUAUAACUUUAGAGCAGUGGUUCUCAAACUUUUUGGCAUUGUAUGGUGCUUCCCUCCAAUGAGAAUUCAUGACAUUUGUGAAUUAAACAAAACAUAUUAAAUUAUACAAUGCAGUGCUGUUGGUUAGUAGCCAAAUUUUUUGAAGUCUAAUUACACAGAAUGUUAGGCCUAAAUUAAUGUAUUUUACAAGAUGUCAUAAAACUGGGGCCCCCUGGCACCAUCUCG
Molecule: messenger RNA, 2443 nt
Organism: Paramisgurnus dabryanus
Lineage: Eukaryota; Metazoa; Chordata; Actinopteri; Cypriniformes; Cobitidae
Gene: spag6
Product: sperm associated antigen 6
Biological process (GO): sperm axoneme assembly; neuron projection extension; filopodium assembly
Cellular component (GO): axoneme; acrosomal vesicle; sperm principal piece
Molecular function (GO): microtubule binding
Source: RefSeq, a predicted model, not a curated record